AUGGAGUGGCCAUCCCUUGGAACAGGUAGCAUGCUUUACUCCAAAUUUGCCCCCGACAAAAUCGAUUGGACUAGAGCUAGCCGGAUCGCAGACAAGCCCGCUUCCCGGCCACAUGGGACUGAUGCACAAUCGAUGUUGAUCCUCCUGGUCGAAGCACCUGAGAGUGAUGAAUUGGCUGUCACAGGUACAGCGGACGACGUGGGUGACGACGCGGCUUCACCAGUGACCAGUAUCAGGUGGCAAGGACUAUGGCAUCUUAUUUCGUUUCUGUCGGGCAGACUCUUAGUUAGCAGAAAUGUGCUCGCCGCCCGUGGGAUUUUGUUCGUAGUUUGCUGUUGGACGAAGCGCGACGGCAGUCGGUUGCUGGACUCAACUUUAUGUCUCUUAUUAGGGUCUCUGGCCACUUUGGCACAGAAGGCAGUCGCGAAGCCGAGUUCCAGCGGACCCAAUUGCUACCUUUCCUUCCGUGGGAAAAGCGAAAAAAAUAUUGACACCGGACGGAAACAACCGCCGACACCCCAAAGUUUAAACGCUAAUCGGCUGCGCCGCCUAGUAAAAGUCGAGACGGCGAUGCCAGCCAGUGCUCAACACUGA
Molecule: messenger RNA, 594 nt
Organism: Trypanosoma brucei brucei TREU927
Lineage: Eukaryota; Euglenozoa; Kinetoplastea; Trypanosomatida; Trypanosomatidae
Exons: 1
Coding region: 1-594 (197 amino acids)
Source: RefSeq, a predicted model, not a curated record